AAGUCUUGGGACAGGGGUGUAAAAUCUUCGGGAUUUAUAAUUGAAAGGAGUGGACUACGGAAGCCCACAGUUAUUGCGAGCAGCAAGUCGGAAGAGUAGCUUUCUCUCCCGCCACCAUGGGAUUGGCUUCAACAAUCCAAACCUCUCCCCCCAAAUUCGAACUGGGCCUUUCUCGGGUUCCAUCUCUCUUGCGCUCCGCUCCGUUUCCUAAACGGGUUCGGAUCCAACACCUCAACUUUGCUCCACAUCUGCUCCUCUCUCCCGUUGUAUGUAGAAAUCGUCGAAAUUAUAUAGUCUGCUCCAGAAGAACUGCUGAUCAGGAGGAAGAAUCUUCUACUUCUGGUAAAGAGGCAUCAAAUCUACAAUCGUAUGAUGACUUUACCGACUUCAAGAGUGCUAAUGGUGUCAAAUUUGUUGGUGUUUCAGAAGGAAUAACUCGGGGACCUGAUUAUAAGCAGGCUGUUAGAAGUGUUGCAUUCUGGGUAUGCGCAGCAGUGGCUUUUGGUGUUGGACUGGGAUUUAAAGAUGGAAUUGGCAAGGCAUCUGAGUUUUUUGCCGGCUAUUUACUGGAGCAGAGUUUGUCGGUGGAUAAUCUCUUCGUUUUUGUUCUCAUAUUUAAGUAUUUCCAAGUCCCAUACACGUAUCAGAACCGGGUGCUUUCAUACGGUAUUGCAGGUGCGGUAAUAUUCCGGUUGGCGGUUAUUAUUCUCGGAACUGCCACCCUGCAGAGGUUUGAGGCAGUUAAUCUUCUUCUGGCAACAGUGCUUUUGUACUCAUCUUUCAAGCUGUUUGCCGGAGAAGAUGAAGAUAGUGAUCUCUCAGACAACUUUGUUGUAAAGACAUGCCAGAAAUUCAUUCCCGUCUCUUCCAAGUAUGACGGCGACCGAUUUCUAACAGUUCAGGAUGGCGUGUGGAAAGCCACCCCUAUGCUUCUCACUGUAGCAGUUAUUGAACUAAGUGAUAUUGCAUUUGCGGUAGACUCAAUACCAGCAGUAUUUGGUGUUACACGAGACCCUUUCAUUGUUUUCUCUUCCAAUAUCUUCGCGAUCUUAGGAUUAAGGUCUCUAUAUACACUAAUUUCUGAGAGCAUGUCAGACUUGGAGUACUUACAGCCCUCCAUUGGUGUUGUUCUGGGGUUUAUUGCGUGUAAAAUGAUCGCAGAUUUCUUUGGUUUUCACAUAUCAACCGAGGUAUCUCUUGGUGUCGUAGCUACAACUCUUGGUACUGGGGUGUUGCUUAGUCUGAUGAAGAAGUCUGAUUAGGUGAAGAAGGAAUGUGAAUGAAGCCCAAGAAAAAACAAAAUGAUUCACCUUGCCCCUUUUUUUUUGUUUGGUACAAUUUGUAGUCGUGAAAUUUAGCAGCUCUUUUGUAGCCAAUAGCCAUAGUAGGACAUGCAACAGGGUGCUUAAUGCUGAAAAUUGUUUAUUA
Molecule: messenger RNA, 1428 nt
Organism: Daucus carota subsp. sativus
Lineage: Eukaryota; Viridiplantae; Streptophyta; Magnoliopsida; Apiales; Apiaceae
Product: thylakoid membrane protein TERC, chloroplastic
Exons: 14
Coding region: 117-1262 (381 amino acids)
Cellular component (GO): membrane
Source: RefSeq, a predicted model, not a curated record